Molecule: messenger RNA, 669 nt
Organism: Peronospora belbahrii
Lineage: Eukaryota; Oomycota; Peronosporomycetes; Peronosporales; Peronosporaceae
Source: the annotation of a GenBank genome assembly
AUGGCACCGAUUCAAUUCGCACUAAAGCCGUUGAAAAAACGACGACGACGACAAGAUGAGAACAAGGAGAAGGAGAAAAGAUUGUGCAAUGCAUUUGAUAGCAUCAAGGCGAUUGAAGAAGAAUUAAAAAAUAAAGUGAAACAAGUUAACCAUCGAGUUGAAUUACUGGAAGAUGUUCAAGUGAAAGUUAAACGUCUAAAGGAUGAAGGCAAUAUACUUGCGGAAGCUGGAAGAUUUCAAGCGGCAAUGAAUCGAUGGAAAGAAGCUUUAGGUUUGGACCCGAAUAAUGCAGUACUGUAUGAGCUACUGGCUCAAGCUUCGAUGGCAGUAUACGAAGACUUUCAGGCCGUUCAGUUUGCACGGACAGCGACUGAAUUGGCGCCAUUGUGGAGCGAUGGAUAUCUUACACUUGCUCGAAGUCAUUUAAAUUUUGGCGAGCUUACACUAGCACUUCGAGCUGUUGAUAAGGCUGUUGAGCUGAAUCGUGGAGUAGAGACAGAAGAAAUAGCAAGUGAUCGUAAGGAUAUUGAGAAGCUGCUAAUAAAGCAAAAACAAGUAUUGAACAAACAUGAUGAAGAGGCGGCGCAUUUAGUUGAAGCAGACAAGUUACAGGUCAUUUUAUGCUUCAAGCACCUGACGCUUCGAGCCAAAAUAAUUGGCGACAAAUGA